This is a messenger RNA of Balearica regulorum gibbericeps (East African grey crowned-crane), 2529 nucleotides long. NCBI's taxonomy places the organism in Eukaryota, Metazoa, Chordata, Aves, Gruiformes, Gruidae. The record is from RefSeq and is a predicted model, not a curated record.
AUGUCGACCUACAAGCGGGCUACGCUGGACGACGAAGACCCCCUGGACUCCAUCAGUGAAGGCGAUGGGUACCCCAACGGCUUCCAGGUGAACUUCCGUGGCUCCAGGAGCAGCCUGGGGUGCUGGGCUGAGCGGACGCGCAUCGAGAAGCAGCUCGUGGUGCUGGUGGGGGUGCUGGCAGCCGUGCUGGUGGCAUGUCUGCUGGGUCUCAUCUUCCAGUACAGAGCCCGGCCACCCGCCGUGUGCCUGUCGGAAGCCUGCAUCUCCGUCACCAGCUCCAUCCUCAGCUCGCUGGAUCGGGCAGUGAAUCCCUGCGAGGAUUUUUUUAGCUACGCUUGCGGGGGCUGGAUCAAGGCCAACCCCCUUCCUGAUGGCCACUCACGCUGGGGCACCUUCAACAACCUCUGGGAGCACAACCAGGCCAUCAUGAAGCAUCUGCUGGAAAACACCACGGCCAACGUGUCGAGCGAGGCAGAGCGCAAGGCCCAGCGUUAUUACCAAGCCUGCAUGAACGAGAGCAAGAUCGAGGAGCUGCGUGCCACGCCGCUCAUGGAGCUCAUCCAAAAGCUGGGUGGCUGGAGCAUCACAGGUCCCUGGGCCAGUGACAACUUCAACGUGACGCUGCGGGAGGUGACGGCACAUUACCGUACCUCACCCUUCUUCUCAGUCUACGUCAGCGCCGACUCCAAAAACUCCAACAGCAACGUCAUCCAGGUGGAUCAGUCGGGGUUAGGCCUGCCGUCACGGGAUUACUACCUGAACAAGACGGAGAAUGAGAAGGUGCUCACCGGGUACCUGAACUACAUGGUGCAGCUGGGGAUGUUCCUGGGCGGCACCAACGAGGAGUCGACGCGCCAGCAGAUGCAGCAGAUCUUGGACUUCGAGACAGCGUUGGCCAACAUCACCAUCCCGCAAGAGAAGCACCGGGAUGAGGAAGUCAUCUAUCACAAAAUGACAGCUGGAGACCUGAAGGAGCUGGCGCCAGCCGUGGACUGGAUGCCCUUCCUCUCCACUGUCUUCUACCCUGUGGAGCUCAAUGAGUCGGAGCCUGUCGUGGUCUACGCCAAGGAGUACCUGGAGCAGGUCUCCGACCUCAUCUUGGCCACUGAUAAAUGUCUCCUCAACAACUACAUGAUCUGGAACCUGGUGCGGAAAACCAGCCCCUUCCUCGACCAGCGCUUCCAGGAUGCUGAGGAAAAAUUCAUGGAAGUGAUGUAUGGGACGAAGAAGACCUGCCUUCCGCGCUGGAAGUUUUGCAUCAGUGACACGGACAACAACCUGGGCUUCGCCCUGGGAGCCAUGUUUGUCAAGGCCACCUUCGCCGAGGACAGCAAGCAGGUGGCAGAGGAAAUGAUUGCGGAGAUUAAAACAGCCUUCGAGGAAAGCCUGGAGACCCUGCAAUGGAUGGACGAAGAGACGAGGAAGUCAGCCAAAGAGAAGGCAGAUGCCAUCUACAACAUGAUCGGCUACCCCAAGUUCAUCAUGGACCCCAAGGAGCUGGAUAAAGUCUUUAACGACUAUGAGGCUGUGUCUGACCUCUACUUUGAGAACGUCAUGCAGUUUUACAACUUCUCGGCCAGGGUCACUGCCGACCAGCUCCGGAAACCGCCAAACCGGGACCAGUGGAGCAUGACUCCUCCAACGGUCAAUGCGUACUACUCUCCCACCAAGAACGAGAUUGUCUUCCCCGCCGGCAUCCUCCAGGCCCCUUUUUACACUCGUGCAUCUCCCAAGUCGCUGAAUUUUGGUGGGAUUGGCGUGGUGGUGGGCCACGAGUUAACGCACGCCUUCGAUGACCAAGGUCGGGAAUAUGACAAGGACGGCAAUCUGCGUCCCUGGUGGAAGAACUCCUCGGUGGAGGCCUUCAAGCGUCAGACAGAGUGCAUGGUGGAGCAGUACAGCAAUUACACCGUCAACGGCGAGGCUGUCAAUGGCAAGCACACACUUGGGGAGAACAUCGCCGACAACGGGGGCCUGAAGGCCGCUUACCGGGCAUAUCAAAACUGGCUGAAGAAGAACGGGGAUGAGGAAACCCUGCCAACCCUCGGCCUCACCAACCACCAGCUCUUCUUUGUCGGCUUUGCCCAGGUGUGGUGUUCAGUUCGCACGCCGGAGAGCUCGCACGAGGGACUCAUCACCGAUCCCCACAGCCCCUCACGUUUCCGCGUCAUUGGCACCGUCUCCAACUCCCGGGAGUUUGCAGAGCAUUUUGGCUGCCCCCUCGGCUCCCCCAUGAAUCCCCCCAAGAAGUGUGAAGUCUGGUGAUGGCCGAGCGUCCGAGGGAACCUGCUGCUGGUUGCUUUGUCCUCUGCCAACGGCUGAAUUUCCCCGGCUCUUUCGAGAGGCUCAAACCACUUCUCUGUAACGAACUGCCCAGCUCUCAACCGGAGCGGCGCCCCGCGUCCCCGGUAUUGUCCGAGGUUCGAUCCACUGUGAAAAUUCCUCAUCCUCUUGCUCAUUUGUGAAAUGACUUCGAUUUGGGGGUCAUUUCUCUCUCACUAUGACCAGGCCAUGUGUCAAGGCACGUGU